UGGUCUGGGCUGCGUCGGUGUUGGUGUCGGUAUCCGUGGAGAUGUUCCCGUCCCCGGCAGGCGCCAGGCCGCGGGCUUGCGAAGCCAGCGCCUCGGAACGCAGGAAAUGGGUGGAAGUAUUUAAAGCGUGUGAUGAAGACAACAAAGGCUACUUAAGCCGAGAGGACUUUAAGGUUGCCAUUGUAAUGCUGUUUGGAUACAAACCUUCCAAGAUAGAAGCGGAUUCUAUGAUGUCUGCAGUAAAUCCCAACACUUCUGGUAUAUCACUUGAGGGGUUUUUAAAUGCCGUAAAGAGAAAGAAGGAGGCGCAGCUCUAUCGCAAUGAGAUAAGGCACAUCUUCACAGCUUUCGACGUGCACUAUCGUGGAUUUUUAACUCUAGAAGAUUUCAAAAGGGCAUUCAGUCGAGUGGCUCCCAAGCUACCUGCCAGGACAGUGCUGGAGGUGUUCAGGGAAGCAGAUCGAGAUUCAGACGGUCACGUCAGCUUCCGAGACUUUGAGUAUGCCAUGAACUAUGGACAGGCAAAAUGAAGCCGGAUGCUUGUGGAUGGACCACUUUUGGCAAUUCUGGACAGAUCAGUGAAUUGUAAUCUACUUGAAGGCCACACAGAUCUCACUCUUUUGUGGUACUGUGUACUUGUGAGUAAACUCUUAAUUACAGUUUUUGGAUGCUGAUAUUGGACCUAGAGGUAGGACUCUCCUUCCAUGUCACUCAGAGCCCUGAGUCAGGCUGCUGUUGCUGGCCCUGCCACCCAGUGGUUUUUGUUUUUUCUUUCCUUUCCUGUCAGCUCUGCAUUCCUCAUACUGUGAACUGGAGUCUCUGCUCAUUCUGCUCCUCACGUGCUUGGGUCCCUAGCUCUUACCAGCUCUGGGGAGGGGUAGCUUUGUUCUGUGCUAUCAUCGUCCAUCAUUUGCUCAACUGUGGUUGAAUGUCAAGCUUACUAUGGUCCACACAAUGAGCAAAUGCUAGGGAACAAAGACUUCUCUUAUAUAAAGACUCUGGAGUGCAAAUCAGUGGCAGGGCACUGGCUGUAUAAAACAUAGAAAGCAGCUCAGGCCAGCCAGCCAGCCAGCCAUUCUUUAUACAGAGAAAACCAGAAUGCAGUUGGGGUCUUAAUGGACAAAAGGGUGUGAUUUUGUGUCCCUUAGGAUAGCCUGGACCUAGGCUUCUUACUUUGGAGAAGCUAGCCUGAGCUGGCCAGCAGCCCUCUGCUGCGUGCUUCUGAUUCUAGGUAGUUUUGCUAUAGACCUAAAGUUUAAGCCAUCCCAAAGUGUUAGGAGUCUUAAUACCCCACUGCUCCCCUAGACUCCAGUGACUACUUUCCUGGAGCAAAUUGAGACACUCAACGUGUAACGUAACAUCUAUUAAAAAUAAUUCUGAAAUACUGAAAAUAAUUCUGAAAUACUGAUAUUGUCAUUGUAAGUGUUCAGAUUUCACAACAUUAACAUUUGUAAAAAAAAAAUGUAAUUUGUUUUUAAAGUGUUGAACAUUAAAAGAUCAAGUAAGAAUGUAAAUUGUGUAGCCAACAUUAAAGAAGCUUCCUGCUCGUAUAUGUUAUUAUCAGAUAGCCUUAAGAAAAAUGAAGUUUUUAACUAAUAAACCAGAGUGAUC
Messenger RNA from Onychomys torridus (southern grasshopper mouse), 1611 nucleotides. It is a transcript of the gene Efcab11, whose product is annotated as EF-hand calcium binding domain 11. Bases 42 to 530 code for a protein of 162 amino acids. Gene Ontology annotation, molecular function: calcium ion binding. The record is from RefSeq and is a predicted model, not a curated record. The transcript has 6 exons. NCBI's taxonomy places the organism in Eukaryota, Metazoa, Chordata, Mammalia, Rodentia, Cricetidae.